AUGUCAUCAGGGGUUGAUUCAUCGACCACGGCAGCCCUUCUUGCCAAGAAAUACCCUGGUCAAGUACAUGGAAUAUACAUGUGCAACUGGACGGCAACAGCACGGUGUACGGAAGACGAAUGGAACGAUGUCAAGGAAGUUAGCAAGGUGAUUGGUAUCCCCUGCCACAGAGUUAAUCUUGAGAAGGAGUAUUGGACUAAAGUGUUUGAGCCCAUGAUAGAUAUGUAUAAAAAUGGACUUACACCCAAUCCAGAUGUCGGAUGCAAUCGUCACAUAAAAUUCGGAGCUCUGCUUCAAUGGGCAAGUGACCAUCAGAAAAGGCUUACUGGUAGUCCUGAGGGAACUAAGUGGUGGCUCGCUACGGGGCACUAUGCUAGAGUAGGAAUUCCUGCUGCGCGUGAUGGUACAAACUUGGAAGCUAAGAGUAACAUUCACCACUUGCUAAGACCCAAAGAUCUGAGUAAAGAUCAAAGUUACUACUUAUCCACCGUACUUCCAGAAUCCCUGAACAGGGUUUUAUUUCCGCUAGCAGCAUAUACAAAGCCUCAGAUAAGACAAAUAGCGGUAGAUCUCGACCUUCCAACGGCCUCUAAGCCCGAUUCUCAGGGCCUGUGUUUUGUAUCACAAGAUCAUGGACAUUUCAAGGACUUUUUAGAGGAAUAUGUAGUUCCAACUCCUGGAGACAUAGUUACUGAAGACGGUAAAGUAGUCGGUAAACAUCAAGGUCUAUGGCAAGCUACUAUUGGACAACGGAGCGGAGUCUCGAUGCCCCAAGGUGACCCUGAAUGUAGGGGUGUUUGGUACGUGAGUGACAAGCGAACUGCGGAGAACCAAAUUGUAAUAGUACGAGGACGAGAUCAUCCCUCGAUUUUCCGGACUACUGCCCAGUGUUCAAAGUUCCGAUGGCUUGGCAGUGAUAUCUCUCUGGAUGACCUCUCCUCUAUCCGCGUACAGUUCCGUUCCUUACAGGACCAGGGAUUAUCUGUCUCAGAUAUCACUGUGAAAAACGGUAUUCCUGGCUCCAGUGCUGUAACAGAUAUAUCUGUUCAGUUUUCUGAGCCGGCGAGGGCUGUAGCACCCGGCCAAUACCUGGUUCUCUACCAGCGAGACCGCGUGUUAGGCAGUGGCAUGAUUGAUUUUACUCGUUGA
Sugiyamaella lignohabitans is the source of this 1149-nucleotide messenger RNA. It is a transcript of the gene SLM3, whose product is annotated as Slm3p. Gene Ontology annotation, cellular component: mitochondrion. The record is from RefSeq and is a predicted model, not a curated record. The transcript has a single exon. NCBI's taxonomy places the organism in Eukaryota, Fungi, Ascomycota, Dipodascomycetes, Dipodascales, Trichomonascaceae. Gene Ontology annotation, biological process: tRNA wobble position uridine thiolation. Gene Ontology annotation, molecular function: sulfurtransferase activity. The coding region runs from base 1 to 1149 and encodes 382 amino acids.